Molecule: messenger RNA, 3924 nt
Organism: Anopheles moucheti
Lineage: Eukaryota; Metazoa; Arthropoda; Insecta; Diptera; Culicidae
Gene: GCS2alpha
Product: neutral alpha-glucosidase AB
Exons: 3
Coding region: 227-3040 (937 amino acids)
Biological process (GO): N-glycan processing; carbohydrate metabolic process
Molecular function (GO): alpha-glucosidase activity; carbohydrate binding
Source: RefSeq, a predicted model, not a curated record
UCGAGUCGACAUUGGGACAGCGUUUUUCCUCCUGAGAGCUAUUGUAGGACCCCGGGUCCUCGGUUUGCGGAAACAAAGAAACACGGGAAGCAAGACAGAUUCAGUUCUGCAGUGACGAUAAACCAAUACUCCAUUUACUGGAGAAGCACCACGGUGCGAGGUGUUCGUGUGCGGUUCUUGUGAAGCGAAUAGAAUAUCAUAAAGCACACAAAAAGCCAGCGAUAGAAUGAUCCGGAUGGGUAUGGUUCUGGUCGCGCUUUGCUACCUGAUCGCUUUGGUGGCAAGCGUCGAUCGGAACAACUUCAAAACCUGCGAACAGAGCAGCUUCUGUCGCCGGUUGCGUUCGCUGGAACCACAGACGAGUGAGUUUGAGGUGUUGCCGCAGACGCUGCAACAAUUCAAGCAGUACGUUACAUUGACCCUUGUCCACCAAUACACCAAGCAUGAGUAUACGCUGAAGUUGGCAUGUGUGAAGGGAGGUGGAUCGUUCCACAUGCAGGUGGAUGAGAAGCAACCGCUGAGUGUCAGGUACCGUGUGCAGGAUGCACUCGUACAAGAACCACAAUAUGGUCCUACCAAGGUGGAAAGUACGUCCGGCACGCUAAUUAUGGUGGCUUGCGGUGAGGGCAACGGUGUAAAGGCCGCCAUCCAGGUCGCUCCGUUCAAGGUGGACUUUUUCCAGCAAGGCAAGCUGGUGGUGACGGCAAACGGUAAAGGUAUGAUGCGGUUCGAACAUUUGCGUCACAAACCGGAACCGAAGGCGGAACAGAACGUGGUAGAUGAGGCGGAACCGGCACAAAAGGAGGGUGAGCAGGCGGAGCAAGCGGAUGAACCACCGGCAGAUGAUCCGGGUGCAUGGGAGGAAAACUUUAAAUCCCACCACGACUCGAAGCCGAAAGGACCGGAAGGGUUGGCGCUGGAUUUUACCUUCCCGCAGGCGAAGGUCCUGUUUGGUAUUCCGGAACAUGCGGAUACGUUCGCGCUGCGUCACACGGCCACGAAGGGAACCGAUCCGUACCGGUUGUACAAUCUGGAUGUGUUUGAGUACGAGCUGAACAAUGGUAUGGCAUUGUACGGUUCGGUACCGGUAGUGUACGGUCAUGGGGAAACAUCGACCAGUGCGGUGUUUUGGCUGAAUGCGGCAGAAACGUGGGUCGAUGUGUUUAGCACGAACCGUGACUCGGACGUUGUUUCGUCACUGGUCAAUCUGGUAUCGUGGAACAGCCAGACGGAACCACCGGCCGCCAACUUCAUCUCGGAGAGUGGCAUUAUGGAUGUGUUUGUGCUGCUCGGUCCAGGGCCGAUCGAUGCGUUCCGACAGUACACCGACCUGACCGGAAAGGGACCGUUGCCGCAGCUGUACGCGAUCGCUUACCAUCAGUGCCGUUGGAACUACAACGACGAACGGGACGUGGAGAUGGUUUCGGCCAAGUUCGACGAGCAUGACAUACCGAUGGACACGAUGUGGCUGGAUAUAGAGUACACGGACGGUAAGCGCUACUUUACCUGGGAUCACCACAAGUUCCCACAUCCGGUCGAGAUGAUUCGCAACCUGACCGACCUAGGACGUCACCUCACAAUCAUUAUCGAUCCGCACAUUAAGCGCGAUGGAGGAUAUUUCUUCCACAACGAGUGCACCGACCGUGGACUUUAUGUGAAGAACAAGGAUGGUGGUGAUUACGAAGGAUGGUGCUGGCCAGGUGCGGCCAGUUACGUGGAUUUCUUCAGCCCGGACGCACGGCGUCAUUACGCAGACCAGUAUCUGCUGGAAAAGUUCCGCGAACAGUCGGAAACGGUCGGCAUCUGGAACGAUAUGAAUGAACCGUCUGUGUUUAAUGGACCGGAGGUGACCAUGCUGAAGGAUAAUGUGCACCACGGUGGGUUAGAGCAUCGCGACGUGCACAAUCUGUACGGUCACAUGCAGCUGAUUGCCACAUUCGAUGGUUUGUUGCGGCGUGGCAACGGCCGCUUGCGUCCGUUCAUUCUAACCCGGUCACACUUUGCGGGCAGCCAGCGCUAUGCGGCUGUUUGGACGGGUGACAACAUGGCGGACUGGGGACAUUUGCAGGCAUCGAUCAAAAUGUGCCUUUCGCUGUCGGUCGCCGGUAUUAGCUUCUGCGGUGCGGAUGUCGGUGGUUUCUUUGGCAAUCCGGACGGUGAGCUGUUUUCGCGCUGGUAUCAAACCGGUGCAUUCCAACCGUUCUUCCGUUCGCACGCACACAUCGAUACGAAGCGGCGCGAACCGUGGUUGUUCCCGGAGGAUGUAAAGCUCGUCAUACGGGAUGCUAUCCGGAAGCGUUACCGGCUGUUGCCAUUCUGGUACACGAUGUUUUACGAGCAUGAGCGCAGUGGGCUACCGAUUAUGCGCCCGCUACUCGCGCACUACCCAACGGAUGUAAACGCAUUCGCGAUCGAUCAUCAGUAUCUGCUCGGGGAUCAACUGCUGGUGGCGCCGGUGCUGGACCAGAAGCAGCAGCGAAGUCGCGAGGUGUACUUCCCGGUGCGGGGUGAUGGACAAGGAGACUGGUGGUACGAUUGCGACACGUACCGCAAGCACACUGGCACCGGUGUAGAAGCGAUCCCGGUCGAUAACUACAAGGUGCCAGUGUUCCAGCGCGGUGGUACGAUUCUGCCGACGAAGGAACGUAUUCGCCGUGCAUCGACGCUGAUGCGACAUGAUCCGUACACAUUGACGGUGGCCCUGGAUCGGGAUGGACGUGCAAAGGGUACGCUAUAUAUAGACGACGAGCAAAGCUACGAAUAUCGGCGGGGUCACUACCUUUACUUGGAGUUUGAGUUCCGCGACGGUGUACUGAGCAGCCGGAAAAUUGACACCACCGCCACCUACCAGACGGAUACAUGGCUCGAGCGGGUGGUUAUCGUCGGGCUGGGAAAGGUCCCAACAGCGGCCACCCUCUAUACCGAUGCGUCCGGCGCUGCCACUGGUCGGUUGGAGCUGGAGCGUGCUGGAGAUGUUGUGACCGUGCGCAAACCGGGCGUGUCCAUGCUUGACGCUUGGUCGAUUAAACUCGAUUUCUAAGCUUUGUGCGGAGAGUGCACUGCAGAUGUUUAGUCAUAGUAAGAUGUUCCCUUUGGCUGCAAGCGUGAGAUUUAAGGGUGAACGAAAUUGGUAGGAACUAAUUUAGGCAUGAACGACAAUUAUGAUUGAUCACACACUGUGAUUUGUGUGUUUGGGUGUGUUGCACUCUUACGCGAACAUGCAGUUCCGCUAGUCGUGCGAAUUGUUUAAGGGGGAGGAUAUACAUUCAGACACUUGGAAAAGGAGAAGGAAAACUGGCUCAUAUUUUGGAUACAGGGCGUUUUAAAAAGCAGUAUACACAUUCGACAAUACACAAAGAAUUAAUAAGUAUAAAACCUCCCCUCAUGAAUGAAUAUAUUGUUAUGUACGUUUUUCGGUAAACACUCAUGUAACGUAAAAAAUUCAUCUGAAAUCUAAAUUUCGAAAAACUCAUGAAAUUUUUCAAGAGCAAUUUAAAGAUAACAAGCCUUGUCAAGUACAAGCGAGUUGCAUAAAUGAUCACACAAUGAAAAGUCAAUCGUUUUACAAGUUUUCAAGAUAUUCCAAGUUCGGUUUUUACACGCGGGGUAUCUUCGCCCUUUGGACUACAACUUCGCUGCUUUCAAGAACAUUGACUUAACAUAUUUAGUUCGCUAAACAAUUGUUUUUGUAUAUGUGUUUAUGGUUGUAUAUCUCUUCCCGUUAGGCAAAUAUCGCCUGUUAAUGACAGCGGUACGUAGCUGUCGGUGAGAGUAGUGUGUACCAAUGGGAGGACGAGGUAGUAUGAAAGAUAAACGAAUGUAACUCACGUCGUAUGGGAAUUUAAAAGAUAGAAUUUUGAAUAAAACCAAUACUUUCCAUAAUGUAGCUAAAUUUCGUUGUUUGCAUUACUUUUGACUAUUUUG